Zasmidium cellare ATCC 36951 is the source of this 1461-nucleotide messenger RNA. RefSeq lists its product as uncharacterized. NCBI's taxonomy places the organism in Eukaryota, Fungi, Ascomycota, Dothideomycetes, Mycosphaerellales, Mycosphaerellaceae. Gene Ontology annotation, molecular function: microtubule site clamp; protein binding. Gene Ontology annotation, cellular component: chromosome, centromeric core domain; mitotic spindle; nucleolus. Gene Ontology annotation, biological process: homologous chromosome segregation; attachment of mitotic spindle microtubules to kinetochore; meiotic sister chromatid segregation. The record is from RefSeq and is a predicted model, not a curated record. The transcript has 2 exons. The coding region runs from base 1 to 1461 and encodes 486 amino acids.
AUGGCACCACGCGCCAAAGCCGCGCCGCAACGAGCAGGCGCCGACGACAGCGAAGACGACCUCGCGACUACCGCCAUUCACUCCGAGACGACGCGCAAAACCGCCAUGCCGAAAGCAAAGACUGCCGCAACGAAAGCCGCACCGAAGCGCAAAGCACCGGCGAAACAACCGCGACAAGCUCUGAAAGAUCGCACGAAUAUCCAGGACGAGACCGAGGACGCGUUAGACGAGGAAGAAAUGGCGCCCAAGACCAAGCGCGCAAAGACUACAAAGACAGCGACGCGAAAGAAUGCGGCCGCAGAAGAUGAAGAGCCAAAGAAGGCGCCGGCGAAGAGAGGGAGACAGACGAAGCGGGCCCCGUCGCCAGAACCGCUCAUGACGAUACCAGAGACUCAGCAGGAUCCGGAGCAGUUUGACGAUGUGGAGCAGUCGAUUGAGGCAGACCCCGAGAACAUGGAUAUUGAGAAGGAGCCCACGCCGAGGCAAGUGCAGAAGUUCUUCCAGCGUGCGCCAUCGGUACCACUCCAGCCUCUUCAGCCGCGACCGAGUGCACGACCCGGUGUGCGAUCUGGAUCGGCCCAGCCAGCGUACUCUCGCGCCCGCAGUGGGAGUGCCAGUGGCAAUGAGCGACGAGGCGGCGACCCAGAGCUAAGGAGGCAGCUGAACGACCUGACGAAGAAGUACGAGAACCUGCAGCUGAAGUACGAGAGCCUGGAGGAUGUCGGCAAGACGCAGGCAGAGUCCAACUUUGACAAGCUGAAGCGGGCGAGUGAUCAGAAGGCGAGAGAUGCUCAUGACUUGAUUACAUCGCUCAAAAAAGAGCUGGCGGAACUCAAGAAAUCAACCUCAACCAACUCCUCAGAAACAACCGGCCUCCAAAAGCAAAUCACAACCCUCACAACCACCAACGACAAACUAACCACCGAGCGAGACGACCUCAAAUCCAAACUCCAAGUCUCCCAAAACGAAACCAAAUCCCUCGAAGCGAAACUCGUCCAAGCGCGCCAACAACUCUCCACUUCCACUCAAGAAGCCAAAGCCCAAGCCGACAGGAAAACCAACCUCCCAGCCACCGGAGGCGACGCCCAAAAGGAAGCCAAAAUGAAAGAAAACCUCUACGCAGACCUCACAGGCCUCAUCAUCCGCGGCGUCAAGCAACGAGAAAGCGAAGACGAAUACGACUGUAUCCAAACAGGUCGCAACGGCACCCUACACUUCCACCUCUCCAUCGCCAACGACACCACGACCCUGCACCCCAAAACCCCCUCGAACCUCAGCUACGAAGACGCCGAAUUCGCCUACGAGCCCCUCUUGGACGAGUCCCGGGACCGCGAGCUCCUGGAUCUGCUCCCCGAUUACUUGACCGAGGAGAUAUGUUUCCCGAGGAAUCACGCGCAGAGGUUUUAUGGUAAAGUGGUGGAUAGUAUGACGAAGAGGAUUGUUGUGGAGGAGGAUGAGUGA